This is a messenger RNA of Colletotrichum destructivum, 2069 nucleotides long. Its product is annotated as Putative leucine-rich repeat domain superfamily. The record is from RefSeq and is a predicted model, not a curated record. Gene Ontology annotation, cellular component: perinuclear region of cytoplasm; nucleus; cytosol. NCBI's taxonomy places the organism in Eukaryota, Fungi, Ascomycota, Sordariomycetes, Glomerellales, Glomerellaceae. Bases 98 to 1369 code for a protein of 423 amino acids. The transcript is spliced from 2 exons. Gene Ontology annotation, biological process: activation of GTPase activity; nucleocytoplasmic transport. Gene Ontology annotation, molecular function: GTPase activator activity; small GTPase binding.
AAGACCACAACACCUGGACAGGCACACUCAUUUUGCGCACUUGCUGCCACCUUGCUUUGAGCACUUCCACUAUACUUCCCCCAUCGACCUACUCAUUAUGGCGUCCUCGCGCAAGGUGUUCUCCCUUGAGGGAAAGGGGCUCAAGCUCGACACUGCUGAUGACCUUGAACCCCACAUCGUCGAGUUGCGCUCGACCGACGUCGAGGAGGUCAGGUUCCUGGGAAACACCCUGGGCGUCGGCGCUUGCAAGCGUCUUGGUGAGGUUUUGGCUACCAAGAACAACCUCCAGUCCGCCGACCUCUCCGACAUUUUCACUGGCCGCCUCCUGAGCGAAAUCCCCGAGGCCCUGUCCUCCCUCCUCACUUCGAUCCUCAACCUUCCCAAACUCACGACGAUCAACCUGAACGACAAUGCCUUUGGUAUCAACACUCAGGCACCCGUCGUUGCCUUCCUUGCUGCCCACGUUCCCCUCCAGCACCUGUAUCUGAACAACAACGGCCUCGGCCCCCACGCCGGUAUCCUGGUGGCGGAUGCGCUCUCUGAGCUGCACGCCAAAAAAGAGGCGGCGAGAAAGGAAGGCAGGGAUGUCCCAUACCUUGAGACUGUUAUCUGUGGUCGCAAUCGUCUGGAGAAUGGCAGUAUGCAGGCCUGGGCCAAAGCCUUCAGCCUCCACAACAAGAUCAAGGAGAUCAAGAUGGUCCAGAACGGCAUUCGCCAGGAGGGCAUCAGCCACCUCAUCAGCGAGGGUCUGAACCACGCGACGGAGCUUCGCAUCCUUGACCUCCAGGACAACACCUUUACCGUCUCGGGUGCCAAGGCUGUGGCCAGUGUUCUCCCUACAUGGUCGCACCUCCAGGAGUUGGGUCUCAACGAUGCCUACCUCACAGCCAAGGGUACCACUCUCGUCGCGAGAGCUCUUGCUAAGGGCAAGCAGGACAAGCUUGAGAUUCUUCGCCUGGCUUUCAACGACAUCACCCCUAAGGCUCUGAUUGGCAUCGCGAGUGCCGUUUCCGACUCUCUGCCUGCGCUGAAGAAAGUUGAGCUCAACGGUAACAAGUUUGAGGAGGAGGACCCAUCCGUCACCGCUAUCCGCGAGCAGCUUGAGGAGCGCAAGGAGAGGAUCGGCGGCGACAUUGUCGACGAGGACGCGUGGGGUCUCGACAGCCUCAGCGACCUCGAGGGCGAGGACUCUGACGAGGAGGAAGAGGAGGAAUCUGAGGAGGAAUCUGAGGAGGAGGAUUCGAAGCCUGCGAAGAGAACCGAAAUCCUCGUCAAGGAGGCCGAGGAGGCUCAGGAGGGGCCCACCGUCCAGCUCAAGGACAAGGAGGUGGACGACCUGACCAAGAAGCUGUCCAAGACGGAGAUUUAGGGUUGGAUGGAUCGUUUCCUUUGGUUUAUAGGUUUAGACGACGGAACGCAAGAGGAAUGGCCCCCGUUUACAGGCGUGAGGAGACAGACACGAUACCCCCCAAAUUACACUUCAUCCCCCACAGCAUUGAGGUGGCAGCCGGGCAGAAUUGGGCAACGGUCUGUAUUGAGGCUUUUGAUUUUUGAUUCUGGUAGAGAUGAACAACGGGCUCACUCAGCACGGUGGCAUUGUGUAGUCCAAAGCACAUAUCCGGGGCACUGCACAAGGCCGUCUGUAAUGCCCCUGGUACCGUCACUCCUCGAUCACCCCAUGCGCAUGGCGUCCAUGAGACUGCCAGCUCACCAGGACAGCAAAAUGCAAUUGCACUAGGUCGAGAAAUUGCAGUAUAUAAGAGAUGGUAUAUUGUUUCCCUCUUACAGUUUUGCAAGUCAGAAAGAAAACGAAACAAGCCAACCAUUUCAGGUUAACCUCGCUACAAACGCCAUUUACACAUCCAUGAAUCAUCAUCUCGCCUUGCUGAACACGAUCUGACAGGACACUACCUUUAUGAGACGACCGACUCGGUCAUCGAUAUCCUCCGGGACGUCGGCAUCACUUUCUUCGUCUUCCGCACCGUGCUAUCGUAUUUCCACCUCACUUUCGCAACAAGCACGCUGCUUUCGUGGGUCUGCCCAUCCCAGCAGCGCCUACUUCCCAUCCU